This is a messenger RNA of Propithecus coquereli (Coquerel's sifaka), 909 nucleotides long. It is a transcript of the gene TMCO5A, whose product is annotated as transmembrane and coiled-coil domains 5A. The record is from RefSeq and is a predicted model, not a curated record. Lineage: Eukaryota; Metazoa; Chordata; Mammalia; Primates; Indriidae. The coding region runs from base 1 to 909 and encodes 302 amino acids. The transcript has 11 exons.
AUGGAAGAACACAAGGAAGACCAACUAGAUUAUGAGUCAGAGAAAAUGGAAAUCUUAAGAUUGGCCCAGUCAAAGAGAAACAUUAUCAGUUUGAACAUGGACCUCGAAAGGGAUAUGCAGAGAAUAGAUGAAGCAAAUCAGGAACUUCUUCUCAAAAUCCAAGAGAGAGAAGAUGAGAUUCAGAGGCUGGAAAGUGAGGUCACUCAGACCGGGGACCUGGCAGAAGACGAGGAGUGGGAGAAGGAGAACUGCACUACAAUGGAGAGGGAAACAGCCUUGCAGGAGAUGGAGGAAGAAACAGCCAGACUUGAAAGGAAGAAUGAGACGCUGGUCCACAGUAUAACAGAACUUCAUAGAAAGCUUACAAGGAAAUCACAAAAGAAAACCAAGUAUGAACAAAACAAUCUAGAUGGAACCCCAGAAGAGUCAAAGGCUAAGUUACAACAGCUGGAAGCUUCCUGUGUGGACCAAGAGAAAGAGCUGGCCAAGGUAAUGGAGGACUAUGCAUUUGUGGCCCAGCUUUGUGAAGAUCAAGCCCUCUGCAUAAAGAAGUACCAGGAAACUUUGAGGAAAAUAGAAGAAGAACUAGAGACUCGGUUCCUUGAGAGAGAAGUAUCAAAGGUCUUGAGCAUGAACUCUGCAAGAAAAGAACAUAACAGCCAAAACGAGGGUAAUUCUAUCCAAAAGAAGGCAACAUUAUUCAGUAAAAGGAUUUUUCGCUAUCUCCUUUUCACCACCCUAUUUUUCAUCAGACUGCUGGGCUACAUGUUUUUCCAUUUAAGUUUUGUAAAUCCAGAUCUCCUUGUCAUGAUACUGCCCAAGAUCCUGAGCAGGAGUAUCUUGUGGAAGCUAAGAAGCUUUCUCCUUCCAUCUCUCACCCUUGAGACAGAGGACAUGUUACCUCACUGA